Molecule: messenger RNA, 1191 nt
Organism: Cylicostephanus goldi
Lineage: Eukaryota; Metazoa; Nematoda; Chromadorea; Rhabditida; Strongylidae
Source: the annotation of a GenBank genome assembly
GCUAGUGUUCGCUCAUUUUCCAGGAAAGAUCUCGGAAUUUGGCUUCUUCGAGAAUGUCUUCCUGGCUACGAAUUCGUGGCGUCCGCGCGUCGUUGCAAGACCAUCCGUUCUGUAAAGCGACAGCAGGAAAUGUGCGAGUCGAACAACGCCACCCAGUAUGAUUUUUGCCCCGAAAAAACUUCUACCGAGUAUGUUGUCGAGGAAAUUCGUGAAGCUCCACGUCAGUGCUCGUGCCCUAACGGCGAAGAGAAUUGCGUAUGCCCAAGUCCGGAAAUUCUAGAACCAGUUAACGUACCAAUCAACUCAGAAAAGGCUCGACGUUCACCGGUGAGCACUUCGGCGGCGAUGUGUUUGACAAGUAGGCGAGAAGGUGCGCUUUUUCUCACUUCAGCAGCAGCAGCAACCGCUCCAGUUCUCACAGUACCAGUCUUGCCCAUGCCCAGUUGCUCAGCCAGCUUGUAUGUGUGUUUCACAGAAUGGAGGGCAACCUGCCCUCAUGUCCAUCAGUUGCUGUCCCCAAGCGCAGGCCACGCCAUGCGUAUGUCAGGUGCAGCAGCAGCCACAGCCACAGCCACAGCCAAUGCAAGUCAUAGAGCAGGUUCGUGCAUGCCACAAAAUUGCCAAACCACAACCACCCAGCAGCAGUACUGUCCUCAGCCAGUGCCCCAGCAAGAAGCUGCCAUCAUCCAACCACAGCCCUGCCCACUUGUACAAGGCGGUGGAGUACAAAAUGCCCAAUAUCAAGGAAUUUGCUCAUGGAUGAUCGAUCCGCUAGCAGUUGAUCCCGAAUCUCGUGCCCACUAUCUCCAGUGCCAGCCAGCUCCCAAUAACUUGUUCUGUGGCCGAUGGCAACGAAUGCCUUGUCCUCCGGCCACCGUUUUCGACGUUCAAGCGCAGGUUUGCGUUUGGGACACAACGGCCACUCCACAGGCAGUCCCUCAGCCAAUGCCUCAGCCGUUGCCUCAGCCCAUGCCUCAGCCGAUGCCUCAGCCGAUGCCCCAGCCCCAACCUAUGCCUCAGCCUCUGCCUCAGACUCCUAUGGCUCCUUGCUCGUGCGUGGGUGGUGUUCAAAUCGGUUCAUGCAAUCAGAACUACCAAUGCCCUGGGCAAUCCGUAUGCCAGGUCGGAACGCAGCAAGGGCAACAGUGUAUGGUAUGCUGCUACUUCCGUAGAAAGGUGCGCCGCUCCUAA